This is a messenger RNA of Rhinopithecus roxellana (golden snub-nosed monkey), 1995 nucleotides long. RefSeq names its product forkhead box protein J3. Lineage: Eukaryota; Metazoa; Chordata; Mammalia; Primates; Cercopithecidae. Gene Ontology annotation, biological process: regulation of transcription by RNA polymerase II. Gene Ontology annotation, molecular function: RNA polymerase II cis-regulatory region sequence-specific DNA binding; DNA-binding transcription factor activity, RNA polymerase II-specific. The transcript is spliced from 11 exons. Bases 226 to 1995 code for a protein of 589 amino acids. Gene Ontology annotation, cellular component: nucleus. The record is from RefSeq and is a predicted model, not a curated record.
CGGCGAGGGCGGGAGGGGGAUGUGGGUCGGGAAGUAGUUCCGGGUGCGCGGCCCCGGAUGUUGGCUGCUCCUGCUGCCGCCGCCGCUCUCGGCGCUGCUCGGGGCCUCGGCCGCUCGCACUAGGCACCGUUGGGACCUUUCCCGGGGGGCGGAGACGCACGCAGCGGCCGGGGGCUCGGCCGGGCCGUCCCGGCCUGCGCAGCCUGAGAUUCUCUUUGUGGCCAGAUGGGUUUGUAUGGACAGGCUUGUCCAUCUGUAACUUCAUUAAGGAUGACAUCUGAACUGGAGAGCAGCCUAACAUCUAUGGACUGGUUACCACAGCUCACCAUGAGAGCAGCCAUCCAAAAAUCUGAUGCUACACAAAACGCGCAUGGAACAGGAAUUUCUAAGAAGAAUGCACUCCUUGACCCAAAUACAACUCUGGACCAGGAAGAAGUCCAACAGCACAAAGAUGGGAAACCUCCAUACAGUUAUGCCAGCCUCAUUACAUUUGCAAUUAAUAGCUCACCCAAAAAGAAAAUGACUUUAAGUGAAAUUUAUCAGUGGAUUUGUGAUAACUUCCCAUAUUAUAGAGAGGCUGGCAGUGGUUGGAAGAAUUCCAUACGACAUAAUCUGUCAUUGAACAAAUGUUUCCUUAAAGUGCCUCGAUCCAAGGAUGACCCUGGAAAGGGGUCCUAUUGGGCAAUAGACACCAAUCCGAAGGAAGAUGCGCUGCCUACUCGGCCAAAGAAGAGGGCACGAUCUGUAGAACGGGCCUCAACUCCAUAUAGCAUAGAUUCAGAUUCUUUGGGAAUGGAGUGUAUUAUUUCGGGAAGUGCCUCUCCAACUCUGGCAAUCAACACUGUGACUAACAAAGUAACAUUGUAUAACACUGAUCAAGAUGGUAGUGAUAGCCCACGCAGUAGCCUUAACAACAGUCUCUCAGACCAGAGUUUGGCAUCUGUUAAUUUGAACAGUGUUGGAAGUGUGCAUAGUUAUACACCGGUGACAAGCCAUCCAGAAUCAGUCUCUCAAUCAUUAACUCCUCAGCAGCAACCACAGUACAACCUUCCAGAAAGAGACAAGCAACUACUUUUCUCAGAAUAUAAUUUUGAAGAUCUUAGUGCCUCAUUUCGAAGCCUUUAUAAGUCAGUUUUUGAGCAGUCACUUAGUCAACAAGGUUUGAUGAACAUCCCUUCUGAAUCUUCCCAGCAGUCCCACACUUCAUGUUCCUAUCAGCACUCUCCCAGCAGUACAGUGAGCACUCACCCACACAGCAACCAAAGCAGCCUGUCCAACAGUCAUGGCAGUGGCCUCAACACCACGGGCAGUAAUUCGGUUGCACAGGUCUCACUAUCUCACCCCCAGAUGCACACACAGCCAUCUCCACAUCCUCCCCAUCGACCUCAUGGUUUACCACAGCAUUCACAGCGUUCCCCGCACCCAGCACCACACCCACAGCAACACAGCCAGCUCCAGUCUCCUCACCCCCAGCAUCCCUCUCCACAUCAACACAUACAGCACCAUCCGAACCAUCAGCAUCAGACGUUAACACAUCAGGCACCCCCACCCCCACAACAGGUAUCCUGUAAUUCUGGUGUUUCAAAUGAUUGGUAUGCGACACUUGAUAUGCUAAAAGAAAGCUGUCGAAUUGCCAGCAGUGUUAAUUGGUCAGAUGUAGACCUUUCACAGUUUCAAGGUCUGAUGGAGAGUAUGAGACAGGCAGAUCUCAAGAAUUGGUCUUUAGAUCAAGUUCAGUUUGCCGAUCUCUGUUCUUUCUUUAAUCAGUUCUUUACACAAACUGGCCUUAUUCAUUCACAGAGUAAUGUUCAGCAAAAUGUUUGUCAUGGUGCCAUGCAUCCAACAAAACCUUCCCAACACAUUGGAACAGGUAUGGGAUUAGUUAUCUUCUUGAUUUUUCUCAUUUUCUCAUUCAUACGAAAUGUAGUAACUGUCUUAACCACUUGGUUUGCUGCUAAUGGUGACAGUGGAUCUGUUACAAAUUUUUAUUUAUAA